Messenger RNA from Schizophyllum commune H4-8, 531 nucleotides. RefSeq lists its product as uncharacterized. Lineage: Eukaryota; Fungi; Basidiomycota; Agaricomycetes; Agaricales; Schizophyllaceae. The coding region runs from base 1 to 531 and encodes 176 amino acids. Gene Ontology annotation, biological process: attachment of spindle microtubules to kinetochore. Gene Ontology annotation, cellular component: DASH complex; spindle microtubule. The record is from RefSeq and is a predicted model, not a curated record. The transcript has 5 exons.
AUGUCGCGCCUCUCAAGGGCCAAUCUACGCGCACGAGACUCUAUCUUUGCCGGAAGUCAAGACCAUCACCGUGUUGAUGUUGUCCAAAGAUGCCCUGCCUAUAUCACUGAAUGCGUUGCCAAUCUUGAGGAUAGUUGCGAAGAGCUUCAUGCUGCUCAGGAGUACCUGAGGCAAGGCACCGAGGACAUGCCCCGAAUGCAGAAGGUCCUUGCAAGCACGCGCGUAUUCCAUCUCAUCGACGAGGGCACCGUCAAGCGAUACAAGAAGGAUGUCGCGGACGAGCUCGAACCAGCGCUGAAUGAACUCUUGGAACGAGCAGAACGGGCUCUGAGCGACCUACUGCGCUCAGUAACAGUUCUUCAGGCCAAAGUCGAGGAGGCGCAGAGCAAGCCACCUGUGGCUGCCUCUGCCGGUCAGAAGCUCGAAGCGCGUCGCCUUCAAGUGCUCAAGAAACAAAGGGAACGCCUCGAGCAAGAGCUGCACAACCUUGAAUCGGAGGAGUCGCGCACAGUUCGCAAGCGUCUUCCCUGA